AGGCAGAAGCAGAGCAAGCCAAGGGGAUGUGUUCUGCUGUGUUGGUGUUAGUGCCUCACCCUAGCACUCCCAUAGGCAGAACAGAGGCCCUGUGCUGCAAAGGCAGUUUGGAAAGGCAAAGGUGACACAUCUUUCACUAACAUCUGCAAACCCCUGCAGCACUGACUGUUCCCACUAACCCCAUCCUCCUAGAAUACAAAGGUGCUCAGGGCAACCCAGCCCUGAAUUUUUGCUCUGUUGCUGCUUCUGUGGUUGAAGAUCUCCUGAAAAAUAGAGCAGUGAUUUUUUUCUUACAAUACUUGGCACAAAGCUGCUUGAGGAAGUAAAGGAAAAUUAAGUUGCACUAGUGUUUUCAAGUGGAAAUAAUACUAUUUUCAGGUUAUUUUUAUGUGAAGAUUUAUUCAAAGUACAAGAGGAAAGGGCAGAGCGAGCAGGGAACUGCAAGGUAGGAAGCUGGUGGUUUGCGUGGUGGGAGAGCACAGGCCUGUCUGCAAACACAGCAGCUGCUGAUUCUCUAACCAUGAGGUGUGAUAUGUGCGGUUUUCUUCCAUCAACAGACCCAAGUAUCCCUGUUGAGGCUGCAAUGGCAUGGUGGAAGGCCUGGAGUGAAGCAGAGGGUGUAUCUGUGACAGGUGCUUUAAACUUUGACCCUGCACCUGAUGCUCAGGCUCUGUACAAGGCCAUGAAAGGGCUUGGGACUGAUGAACAAGCUAUAAUUGAUGUCCUAACCAAGAGGAGCAAUAUUCAGCGUCAACAUAUUGCCAAGUCCUUCAAAGCACAGUUUGGAAAGGAUCUGAUUGAAAGCCUGAAGUCAGAACUGAGUGGCAACUUUGAGAGGCUCAUUGUAGCUCUCAUGUAUUCCCCAUACAAGUAUGAUGCCAAGGAGCUCUAUGAUGCCAUGAAGGGUGUGGGAACAAGUGAAGAUGUUAUUAUAGAGAUCCUGGCAUCCCGCACAAAAGCGCAGAUCAAAGAGAUAAUCAAGGCUUAUAAAGAAGCAUAUGGUUCUGAUCUGGAAGAAGACAUAAAAUCGGAAACAAGUGGCUACUUUGAACAGAUCCUGGUUUGUCUUCUUCAGGGUGAAAGGGACAAUGCCACUCUCUAUGUGGAUACAGCACUGGCUCGCCAGGAUGCAGAGGCUCUCUAUGCUGCUGGGGAGAAGAUAAAGGGCACGGAUGAGAUACAGUUCAUCACCAUCUUGUGCAAAAGGAGUGCCACACACUUGAUGAAAGUGUUUGAAGAGUACCAGAAACUGGCUGGUAAGAGUAUAGAAGACUCUAUCAAGAGUGAAACCAAUGGUUCACUUGAAGAUGCCAUGCUGGCUAUUGUGAAAUGCACCAAGAAUGUCCAUUGCUACUUUGCAGAGAGACUGUACCAUGCUUUAAAGGGGGUUGGCACCAGCGAUGGGACGCUUAUAAGGGUCAUUGUUUCUCGAAGUGAAGUGGACUUAAAUCUUAUAAAACCUGAAUUCAAACGUAUUGCAGGAAAGACUCUCUCCAGUAUGAUUCUGGAUGACACCAGUGGUGAUUACAAGACAGCCUUGCUGAAUCUCUGUGGCAGUGACUGACAAAAUCUAGGACGAAGCUGCUGAUAUGGAUUCAGUAAGAAAAUUAAUAGUGAACAAGUGUUUGAAAAUGUAUAUACAGAAAAUCUUUCCAUUGAUCCAAGGGGGGAGAAAAAGAAGAUCAAAUUAAUAGUGAAAAUUUCCAAGGCUCUCUGAAAGAUGUGGAUGCACAUGAAAAGCUAUUCCUUCCCCAACAGUUUUUCAAAUAGAAAUGGGAACAUUUCUUUUAUCGUUCCCAUUCUGUUCCAUGCAGUUCCCCUUCUCUUUCAACACAGGGUGGUACUUGGGUGUGAAAUUAAAGGCUCUUUAAACCCA
Pogoniulus pusillus (Red-fronted tinkerbird) is the source of this 1876-nucleotide messenger RNA. RefSeq names its product annexin A8-like. The record is from RefSeq and is a predicted model, not a curated record. Bases 521 to 1564 code for a protein of 347 amino acids. Gene Ontology annotation, cellular component: sarcolemma; cytoplasm. Gene Ontology annotation, molecular function: calcium ion binding; calcium-dependent phospholipid binding. Gene Ontology annotation, biological process: endosomal transport; negative regulation of serine-type endopeptidase activity; endosome organization. NCBI's taxonomy places the organism in Eukaryota, Metazoa, Chordata, Aves, Piciformes, Lybiidae. The transcript has 14 exons.